AUGAUGCGGAGGGCCCCCGAGUGGUUCACGCAUGGGCGGGCGCGGGAACGGUUUCAUCAGUUUUGGCCGUGGGUACUGAGCAGCGCCUGCGCUGCCAUGUAUUUUUACAACCGGGAGCCCUUUGAUGAGAUGGCCGGCACGGUGGUGUCAAGGGUGCGGAGGCCAUUACUCAAAACAAUGGAGUGGAUUGAGUUGCACGACGUUGACCCUGAGACAAUGGCUUUAGAGCUUCCGCCCGACAUGAUAUUUGGCCCACUUGAGUUUCCGAAGCAAAUGCGUUUUUUGCUUGCGGCGCUACGGGCUGACAAUGAGCUGGCCGACGGCUACUUGGCGCGUGUGCUGGUUGAUCACAUGGAUCUCUCGCUUGACGUGCCCAACUUGCCGGAGGCGGAGCUUCUGGAAGCUGGGGGAAAAGAUCUCCUUAACUUCGCCAUCGAUGAUUUUCUCGGCGAGGGGACACGAAAGGUGCGAAAACAUGUCUUUUUUCAACCGGACGAAUUCCUGCGCCUCAUUAACUUUUUCUCUGCGUAUCCAACGCUUACCGAAUAUUUUGUGAAUCAACGGAAUGGCGUGGAAUUGGUCUUUCGAGCACUUGAUCAUAGUCAUGAUGCAUAUGCGCGUGUCUUAGCACUCCGAUCCAUCUGUUUGUUUUGUUUUACUCAACGCCACGAUGGUGAUGUAGAGCGCCGCAUUCUGCAGGCGAACGGUGUGAAGCAGAUUGUGGAGGCCUACAAACAAAGCAGCGGGGACCCUACAGAUACACGCUACAUCACCCUUGUGCUCUCGUCCAUUAUGAGGCAUUACCCAAAAGAAGGGGGGAAAGAGUUUAUUGACGCCGACGGGAUACAGGCCGCAGUAAAUAAUUUGAAUAUUUCCCGUUAUAAGGGACUUCCGCAGCACAUUCGCGUCUUACAUGAUGCACAGAGACUUCCGCCUGCGGCAUUAGGUAAACAGACGACAAAUGCCCUUAUCGAAGACGCUGAUUUUAUUCCCGUGGCUAUGGGCAUAUUGGAUGUCUUUCCAGAGUUUUACGAAACCGCUGGGGACAUUCUAAGCCUGAUAGAAGACAUUGUUCCAUCGCAAACGACGCCAUUUGCCUUACUGGAAUAUCGCGCGAUGCCGAUUCUCUCCAAGUUCUUCGUGCACUGGAAGGAUGACCACGGCUUCCAGACAGACGGAACACGUACGCAGGUGGUGCGAUUGUUUAAGAUGAUGCUGAAUGAUAAGACCUGCCAGCGGUGCUACGACCCAAGUGUUGCGUCAUACGAGUUGCAGGAGUGCCUUCGCACGGCAAAGGAGGCUAUCCGGGAGGAGGAGGAGGGGGGUAGGGUAGGACACGAGCCUCAGCACGCCAUGAGUUGA
Trypanosoma rangeli is the source of this 1362-nucleotide messenger RNA. RefSeq lists its product as uncharacterized. NCBI's taxonomy places the organism in Eukaryota, Euglenozoa, Kinetoplastea, Trypanosomatida, Trypanosomatidae. The record is from RefSeq and is a predicted model, not a curated record. The transcript has a single exon. Bases 1 to 1362 code for a protein of 453 amino acids.